Molecule: messenger RNA, 2329 nt
Organism: Lepisosteus oculatus (spotted gar)
Lineage: Eukaryota; Metazoa; Chordata; Actinopteri; Semionotiformes; Lepisosteidae
Gene: c6h18orf63
Product: chromosome 6 C18orf63 homolog
Source: RefSeq, a predicted model, not a curated record
AAGACUGGUUGUCGGGUAGCUUUAUUUUAAACACGUCUCAUUCUUACGUAAAGUUCAGCGAAAAUACGUACGGCUGUCUUCUUAGUAAAACCAGAAUUUCACCUCUUUUGCAGCUCUAAAACUUUUUUUAGAAUAUUUUAGAAUACGCAAACCUACACUGAAGCCCUCAGUUUGGUAGGUUAGGGUAUCAGGUAUUUUGCUUAUGUAAAAAAACCUGCUGUGGGAUAAUUUGAAUAAUAACUGUCCUAGUUAUUUUGUUUAAGCGUCAGGUUUCGAUUCAUAAAUCAGUGCCUCGGUGGAUACAAAGACCAAGUUAAUCACGUUGCUUGAGGGGACCAUGAGCAGAAGUAAUGUGCAGUCCUUAUUCUUUAUCACUUUGCCUGACCUUCGAAAGCUGUGUAGUGUAAACAUAUCUCAGCUCUGUGACCCUGACGAUGGGGAAACCAGAAACAAUCAGAUCAGAAUAUGCAGAGAGCUUUUAUUCCUCUGUCCAGAACUCCUUGCCUCUCCUGUAUUAGACUCCUUUGGUGAAAUCACAGUGAUAAUGGCUAUAACCUUUUUCAAAACUGGAAUAAUCCAAGCCUACACUCAGAGGCACAGUCUACAGAUGGGUACCCCACGUAGAGUCCUGCCUGCUAUUUUGAAGGCUUGUCUUUCAUAUACCUUGACUGCUAAAAUGGCUCCAGAGUGGAAUAAGGCAGGGCAGUUUCUCAUUGCAGGAACAGAUUUUUUAACAGAAAGUGGGAGGCUUAAUGCUGUAGUAAUGGAACUAAAUGCCACUGAAACCCAGCUCUGCAUAUGUGUAGAAGCCAAAUCCAUUCGCCUGCCACCAGCAAAACUUGAAGACUUUGAUAUUUCUGCUAAUGCCGUGAAGAAUUUCUACAGUAGCAGAGAUGCUGAAAUUCAGACAUAUGCAAUUUCUAACAACUGGUGUUACAUAUUACCAAGUAUGAAGAUGGGCCAGAUCAUCAGCAUCAGUCAUCUGCUACCAUCAGUGUGUCCAUUCGAGUCAUACACAGAAAUACAGAAACACUGGAAUAUACUGUAUGGCUAUAAGAUUCCUGCUGUCAAUGGGGAAAAUGAAGUAUAUUGCAAUGUUUACUUCAAACUGGUAGGAGAGAGGCUGUUCACAUACCCUUUAUGCUGCAUCCGAAGUCAGCCAGUGCAGUGUUUUUCAAGAGUUGAUUUAGAUGGGGUGCUUAACUUAUUUCUUAAAGACCUGAAGGCUAACAUGGAAAAUAUCUGUGGUUUUGCUGUGCAGAUGACAAGUAAACCUUGCUAUUUCACAAGCAACCUCAACAACGUAAGUACAAAGGGGUUAUCGAUCAGACCAGUGAAUCUUACAGCUGAAGGGAAGUACAGCUCUGCUGUAUAUCAGCUUCCUAUCAGAGCAGCUCCACAGCCCAGGAGGGAUGCUGUGCUGGGGAUGCCACCCAGUCAGGAAAGGGAGUCCAGAAGCUCCCCGUAUGUCGUGGGAGCUGCAGGGGAACACACAGAACACCGAACACCAGACCUUCACUCUGAAAGCAAGCCCACCUCUACUUCCUCCACACAGCAGCCACGCCGACUUGUCCCGAUCUUUAAAAAUAAGGCUUUAAAGCAACAAGUCAAUGUCACAAAAAUCUUAGCAGAAAUAAGACCAAAAACACAGCCUGCUGUUACACCCUUAGCUAAAGCUGCAGUUUUGCAGUGGCCCCCAACAUCCUCUUUCAAGAGGUCAAAUCCUGGAGUGGGAACCUCCAGACCUGACUUAAUGCAGCCCAGUUCCACUCUGAAGUACUCAGGGCACCCUUCAUCUUUUUCUUCUUCCGCUGGCAACAAAGAUAUGGAAAGCCCGUUUAUCAAGAAUACCUCACUGAGGAAAAAUCCUGAAGAGAAAUGUCUGCAGGUUGACCCAAGUAAUGUUUUCCCCACGUCUACUCCAGUUCUUACUAGCAAUGGAAAUGUAGCAACUAUGUUCAUGCAAAGUGGAUUCCAGCACAGCAAAGCAGACCUGGCAAUCCAAGCCUGCACAGGCCUUGCACAGAAGCAAAAAAGGAACCAAAUAAUUUCUCAGGGAGAUGGGCUGGAGUAUACAAGUAAGAAAUCAAGACCCAUUAUCCAGGAUGUGGAUGUGGAAGAGUAUGCAAGGAGCAAUCAGCUCUCGAAGCUUAAUUCAGCUACUCUGCAAGCCUGGCUUAAGAUGAAUGGCAUUUCUGUGAAGUCAAGGGACAAGAAAGAGGAACUGGUUUCUAAAGUCAUACAGAGCAUCUGUGAACCAUGAGAGUUUUUAUUAAAUGUAUUAAGGAGAUGUGUAUUAUCUUGGAUCAGGUUCCUUCAGUUUAUUAAU